Kogia breviceps (pygmy sperm whale) is the source of this 1345-nucleotide messenger RNA. RefSeq names its product mucin 21, cell surface associated (gene MUC21). The record is from RefSeq and is a predicted model, not a curated record. NCBI's taxonomy places the organism in Eukaryota, Metazoa, Chordata, Mammalia, Artiodactyla, Physeteridae.
GUCUUGUCCACAUUUGGGAAUGCAAGCAUCUUUUUUACCAGCCACAAAGAGGCAGAUCAAGAUGCAGAAAAGAAACAUUUGCCUUAUGUACUGGUUACUGUUGCAUCUCCUACUUUUACAAUAUGGCAUAACCUCCAUUAAUGGUAGCACACCUAACCCAACUUCCAGUGAACCCACCACAGCCAACACUGGAUCCAGUGCAACCUCCGGUGGGACUAGGACAGCCUCCAACACUACAUCCAGCAUGACCUAUGGUAGUACCAGCACAGCCACCAACUCUGGAGGCCAAGUGACCUCCAGGGGAUCCAGCACAACCUCCAAUACUAAAACCUACAUGACGUCUGGAGGGACCAGCGCAACCUCCAAUACUGGAUCCAGCGUGACCUCUGGAGGGACCAGCACACCUGCCAAUAUUGGUUCCAGCACAACCUCCAGUGGGACCAGCAUAACCUCCAGUACUGGAUCCAGCACAACCUCCAGUGGGACCAGCAUAACCUCCAGUACUGGAUCCAGCACAACCUCCAGUGGGACCAGCAUAACCUCCAGUACUGGAUCCAGCACAACCUCCAGUGGGACCAGCAUAACCUCCAGUACUGGAUCCAGCACAACCUCCAGUGGGACCAGCAUAACUUCCAGUACUGGAUCCAGCACAACCUCCAAUGGGACCAGCACGGCCUCCAACACUGGAUCCAGUGCAACCACAGGAGGCUCUAGUACACCUUUGUCAACUGGAACACACACAACUUCCAACAAAAUUAGCACAAGUGCUGGAACUCCAGUGAGUACAGUGAAGCCCAGUGGGUUCCUGAAGCCAUGGGAAAUCUUCCUCAUCACUCUGGUCUCGGUUGUAGUGGCUGUGGGAUUCUUUGUUGGCCUCUACUUCUGUGUGAGAAACUCCCUGUCCCUGAGAAAUUUCUUUGACACAUCUGUUUACUGACUCCAUGGCCCCAACCUUGGCCCAGGCCCUGGAGGGAAUCACGGAGUCCACCACCGGUCUAGGUGGAGCCCUAACAGAUUCUUGAGGAGACCAGUAUCCUCAGUAGCCAUGGAGAUGAGAGAGAGCCACAAUGGGCUCUAAGUGCCUGCUGAAGCCAGAGAAGCACAUUCCUCACAGAGGAAGCCAGCCUGGGGAACCAGAGAUCUGAGUAUCCUUUCAUUCCGUCCCCAGGAAUCCCCUCCCAGCUUUGUUUGGGUCUCUGCCAGCCUUGGGGAAGACACUUCCUCCCUCUCUCUUGCUUUUACCAGACACUGGAAAGAGGAGACUCUGAUGGUCAUUUAGCUAAGAAAUAAACAUAUACAAACUAUAUCACAGAGAGAAUCUGUGUGUGCACACGAGUGGGCGUCU